Molecule: messenger RNA, 7155 nt
Organism: Geosmithia morbida
Lineage: Eukaryota; Fungi; Ascomycota; Sordariomycetes; Hypocreales; Bionectriaceae
Product: serine/threonine-protein kinase ATR
Exons: 9
Coding region: 1-7155 (2384 amino acids)
Biological process (GO): telomere maintenance; protein phosphorylation; DNA damage checkpoint signaling
Cellular component (GO): nucleus
Molecular function (GO): protein binding; protein serine/threonine kinase activity
Source: RefSeq, a predicted model, not a curated record
AUGGCAAAUGCCUCAGCGACCAGAGGUUUCGAUGCCGGCCUUGCCAAUGGCGCCCCUCCUCCGUCCACGUUAGCUGCCCAGCUGGUGGAGGACAUCUCGCCUUCGACGAAAUCCUCUCGAUCAGACGAAAAUGCCGAGCUCAAAAGCCAUUUUUGCACGAUACAGCGUGUCAAGGACAAUCCGGACCUCCUCAAGACCCCCGAAGAAAGGAUAGAACAUAACCACAUGCUCAUCUAUGUCUACACCCGCGCCGUCCUCGAAAAUGUCAAACUCGAUGAUCCAUUCCUAGACCGAAUCCACGUCCGAGCCGAAGUCUUGAAAGCUAUUAAUUUUUUGAGGUUUACAGUAAAAGAGACCCCAUCUGUUCUCACGUACCGCACAAAUGGGGAAGGGUUUCUCUUCCGGGGGCAAGAGCCGUUGUGGAUCUGGCUGCUACCCCAAUUGCUUCGCAUGCUGGGGCAUCCCCAAUGCCUGGAGCUACAGGGUUCCAUCGAAGGCUUUUUGCAGUACAUAUUCCUUGUGGUUUCUCGAAGCGAGGCCCUUCGUGAGAUGAUUCCAUCUCUGGGUCUGUACCACAGAGCUUCGUUGACUGGCCUCCUCGACCACCUACAAGACGCAUCGCUCCCACCUUCACACAAGGAUGCGGCAUCGGAAAUCACGCUCCCUCCAACGCUUGCGCUGGCCCAAAUACUCGGCCCCGAUUGGGCACACACAACCCGAUAUACUGCAUAUACCGUCCCACGAACAUUUCAAGCUCUGAGGCAAGCAUAUAGCUUGGCCAGGGUCCUGGCAUAUCCGGUUACGUCGAAUGAUCCGUCCUUCUCCGCUGUCCCUUGGCCGGAAACGGGUGGUUGGCUCUUGGAUGCGCUCAUGGACCUCCGGCUCGUCCAGAAACGAUGGGAGGCAAGCUCCCUAGGCCAGCCCAUGUUCGUCAUCGAGAUGUUGCAGGAUAUAUUGAAUGGUACUGCUAGCUGCGGAGAAAUCUCUGGCCGUACCAGAGAGAAAGCAUACACACAACUCAUCAUGCGAUGUGCGAAGCUGCUCGAGCGAACCAUCCAUAAAGAGUCUCCUCAUACUCCCGAAGGAUCUCACCAACUCUACGAAUUCCAGGAUGAGCAAGUAUCCAAAUGGGCCGACAUGGCUGACCUGAACCCUGGAGAUAAAUAUCAACCGCGCCACCUGUCAAAGAAGACAAAGCUUUCUUCCUCAGGGAUCGAUGUGAGGAACCUCGUACAGGAGAUUUACCGCGCUCUACAGGUCAAUGUUUCCAUCGAAGAGGAUGACCCCGGCGUCUUCCAAGAAAGAUUUCUCGGAGCGUUCGGAGGUGUAGAUGAAGCUUCUCAAUGCUUUGCUCUUGGGACAUUGUCACGGGGGUUCUGUGUUGUUGACGAAACAGUGUCCACGGCUCUGCCAUCACCCAAAUCGUUCCGGAGCCCAGGUUGCUCGAUAUGUAGCCUUACGGGAGGCGGCGCACCUGCCAAGCCGUCGGGCAAUACGUAUAAAGGCGUUUGGUAUGACACAUUUUCGAACCUUGUUCGGUCUCCGGCGUUCUUGGAUUCGAGGAGGACAAGAAUUGUUGCAAUGCAAGCGCUCAAAACCAUGGUCCUCCACUGCGAAACCCCAGAUUUCCUCAGCCUGGAGACCUCAGGUGCCGGACAGUGGUGCAUCCAAUCGUUGAGCAGCUCGGUUCGGGAGCUUCGAAUAGCAGCUGGAAGGACCCUCAUGGCAUUCCUGAUCCCCAAUCCCGCAACCCAAAAGAAGCCUACGAUUCCCUGUGAGCUGUUUGCACGGAACCGCCAAAAUGUGAUUGCUCUCCUGAAAUCCAUUUCGGAAAAACAGAACCCACGUUUGACAGAGACCUGCAUCAUGACAUGGGGUCAGCUCGGUCGUGUUGUGAAGGAAGACGAACUCAACUUGGUCCUAAUACAACUUCUCGAAUAUCUGGGAGAUAGCAACAAUGUGGUGUCGGCAUUUGCAUUCAACGAAAUCCUCAAGCUCUCCGAGAGCUUCGGGACGACUCCAAGGCGACUGCUGGAUCCGUAUUGGAGAAACCUGGCUUACCUUGUCACGAGAGACAUGGUCCGACGACCUCAAAGGAGUCGCGCGGUGGCAGAACUGCUGCAGCUUUCUGUCAAUGAACUCUUACUCUUGAUCCAGGCUCACGCACUCCCGUGGCUGGUCUUGUACAAGAAGAAAGAUAUCAUCCAGAAGAUUGCAGAAGCUCGCCAAGAAAGCGAGAGUUGGCGCCCUCUUAUGGACAGCAUGAACUUGGCCACUACCCUAUCCAGGCUGCUCGUGCAAGAGACCGAGGACCUCGAAGGGUUUGCUAAGUCAUGCCUAGUCGAAAUAUCACCUCAUUUCGAGGCGCAGCCCUUGUCGGAACUGCUACGCUCGGAACCUGUGCUCACCAUCUUGGAACUACUCAAAGCGGCAGGAGAUGCGGACACUUCACGAAAGGCACCUCCACGGAGAGCGUUGCAAACAAUGGCGGCCCUGGUGGCCACUAAUAGCAAAGAAAAGAACAGAAAAGGGAACGUCAUCGGUCGCUUCUUGCAGCCAUAUCUCUUGGGAUUGAUGGCUCGAUUCACCGAUGUCAUCAGCGACUCCAUGUCCACCAACCCGCCAAUUAUGGAGCAACGUCGGUGUAUUCUCGCUAUGGACGAGAUGAUCAGGCUGUGUCACGGGUACUCGAGGAUCGCCCGGCCGCAGAUUUCUGCUUGCUUAAUGUCAGCCCUUCCACAAGAUUCCCUAAGGGGGGAAGCAUUUGUUUGCUGGUCAUCAAUGAUCACUAAUCUCGAGGAAGAAGACGUAGAAGCUCUUCUCGAAACAACGUUCUUCAUUGUCCAUCGUUACUGGACAUCUCUGGACACAGCCGGGACCGGCGUCGUCGACAAAAUGAUGCGCUUCCUUCUGAGUAGCUACGAACCUUCGUUGACGAGGUACAUAACCAAGCUGCCAUCGCUCUGCGGCCUCAGCGGUUUGGAGGAUGUUGAGGCAAAGCUGAAUGGUCUCCGACCUGCACUUGCCCCCGAGACAGCCUUUGACAUCUUCGCUCAACGCAUCCGCCACGAUAGCUCCGGAGUCGUUCACUUGGCACUAUCGGAGCUUGUUCCGUAUUUGAAAGCUAACCAAUCUGCCCUCUACGCGUCUGUCAUCAGCCAACGUCCAGACUCAGCCAUUACCACCCUCCUUCGGGCCCUUCUCGACUGUACCUCUAAGUACAACGGUAUCCAACCCGAUAUAUCGAGGCUCUGUAUGGAGUGCCUCGGGCUUGUCGGCUGUCUUGAUUCGAACCAAGUUGAAACUGUUCGUGAACAGCGGUCCAUCGUUAUCCUCAGUAACUUUGAGGUGCCUGAAGAGGGCACGGACUUUAGUCUUUUUGUCCUGGAAGAAGUACUUGUCCCUGCGUUCCUGUCUGCCACGGAUACACGUAUCCAAGGCUUUCUCUCCUACGCGAUGCAGGAGCUUCUCGACCGUUGUGAUGUCAAGGCGGCGUGCGCCAUGCAGAACACGGGUAUGCUCGGAGGUAAUGAUAUUUACCGCAAAUGGACCUCGAUGCCCGAGACUGUAAGGGAGGUUCUGACUCCUUUUCUCUCUUCGAGAUAUGUGCUUGCGCCUCUGCCCCCCGUUAAUGUGGAAUAUCCUAUUUUCGUUCCGGGGAAGCCAUAUGCCAACUGGUUGAGGUCUCUCGUGAUAGACCUUCUCCGCAAAGGUCAGAAUCCGGUUGCAGACAUGAUCUUCGAGCCUCUCACACGCGUUAUCAGAGUCAAGGACCUCUCACCUGCCGAGUUUCUGCUUCCAUAUCUUCUCUUGCAUGUCCUUCUCGGGAAGAGGAGCACUGAGGACGAGAAGCGAGCCGUCUUGGCGGAGAUUGAGCGAAUCCUGGCUCAUCGGCCAGCGGAUGAUGCGCCAUAUGCAGAGAAGGAGGAUAAAAAGCGAUACUACCACUCGGUAUUUCGGGUUCUCGAUUAUGCGAUGAGAUGGGUGCAACACAAGCGGGCAGCGAGCAGACUGUCACCCGCCGACAAGGUCAAUGUAGAAAGCAUACAGAACGUCUUGGACUCUAUCAACCCGGAUCAGAUAGCACAAUGUGCUAUUGACUGCAACGACUAUGCUCGAGCGCUCUUCCAUCUGGAGCAUCAUGCUCAAAACAUGGAGCACCAGAAAGGAGAACCGGGUGAGCGGACCGAGCUGUUGCAGAAGCUGCAGGACAUCUAUGCAAACAUUGACGAACCAGACGGGCUGGAGGGCAUAUCUGCCCAUCUCCCCGCCCUGGAUAUCAAACAACAGAUUCUGAGCCACAAGAAAGCAGGCCGUUGGACAGCAGCACAGACUUGGUAUGAGAUGCAGCUGGCAGAAAAGCCUGAAAAUCCAGAGGUGCAGCUAGAACUUCUUCAUUGCCUCAAACAGGCCGGACAGCAUGACGUCUUACUGAACCAUGUCGACGGUAUACGGAUCAACAGUUCAAACGUCAACAAGAUUACCCCGUUCGCCGUCGAAGCUGCCUGGGUCACGAGCCGUUGGGAAAGCCUAGAGAAGUUCACGAGCCGUUUCAACGGUAGCGUGACCCAGGACUUUAACAUAUCAAUCGCUUCUAUAUUCCAGUCUCUUCGCAGGCACUGCGACGGCGAGGAGCUGAGUCAGUUGAUCGCCGACAUAAGGGAAAACAUCGCGACCUCGAUGAAUACCUCCGCAACAGCCUCACUACAGUCCGCACACGAGCAGCUAUUAAAGUGUCAUGUGUUAACGGACUUGGAGUUUAUCGUCGGCGCAAAAGCCGAGGACGAGGCUGAGCACAGGAAGGUGAUGGAGCUACUGGAAGGACGCCUGAACCUUCUUGGUGCCUACUCAAACGACAAGCAGUACAUUCUCGGAAUUCGCAGAGCAGCCAUGGAGGUUACGAAAUCCAAGUUCUCUGACACGGAUAUAUCUGCCUUGUGGCUGUCCAGUGCUAGACUGGCGCGCAAGACAAACCUGCUCCACCAGUCGUUCAACGCAGUCCUCCACGCGUCCAAACUUGACGAGGAUGCGGCAACGAUUGAGAAUGCAAAACUCCUCUGGAGGGAUAAUCAUCACAGGAAGGCCAUCCAGAUUCUACAGGGUGCCAUUGAGCGCAACAAGUUCAUGACACAGACUGGCGCGACCGGAGCUUCUUCGAGUGUAUCUAGCACCACCAAGCUCACCUCCGACCAGAAGCUGCUCACGGCACGAGCACAACUUCUUCUGGCAAAAUGGCUUGAUGCAGCCGGGCAGACGCAUGCUACCGCCCUACGCGAAAAGUACCAGCAGCCGCCAAAGACGAUGGCCAUGUGGGAAAAGGGCCACUACUAUCUCGGACGUCACUACAAGAAAGUCCUUGAGGCAGAAAAGCCCCUUCCUAGCGAUGACCAGACGGACAAUUACGUGACGGGAGAGAUAGCGCGGCUAGUCAUCGAAAAUUACCUCAGAUCACUUAACAACGGCACCAAAUACCUGUACCAGACCUUGCCAAGAAUCCUGACGCUCUGGCUCGACACUGGCGCGCAGGUCGACAAGCCCCCGGAUGGCAAGAUGUCGCUGACACGCGAGCUUCAGCGGCGUCGGCUGGAGCAGCUGAACCUGCUGCAUGCAUUCCUGGACAAGUACAUCCACAGACUCCCGGCAUACGUGUUCUACACUGCUCUGCCCCAGAUCGUGGCCCGAAUUGCACACCCGAAUCAGAACGUCUUCCAGCGGCUGACGCAAAUCAUCGUCAAGGUUGUCGAGGCCUAUCCGCGACAGGCGUUGUGGAGCUUGAUCGGGAUCAUGACGACGCGUCAAGUAUCGGAGCGCAAGGCGCGCGGUACGCAGAUCCUGCAGACGCUGCGGAACGGAUCAAAAAAUGUGGAGGGCGCAUCCUUUGAUGUCAAAGGUCUGAUAAGGAUGGUGGAGAAGCUGGCGGGCCAGCUUCUCGGGGCGUGCCACAAUGGCGACUUCCAAGGAAACAAGACGGUGCAUGCGAGCCUCACGAGGGAUCUCCGGUUCAAUCACAAGUGCACGCCCUGCCCUCUGGUCGUGCCGGCGGAGAGCCUCCUGACGGCCACGCUUCCAGCGGUAUCGCAGAACAAGAAGAGGCACAAGGCCUUCUCGAGCGACGUGGUGACGAUCGACUGCUUCCUGGACGACGUGCUGGUCCUCAGCUCUCUUGCCAAGCCUCGGCGUCUGACGGCAAGGGGAACGGACGGCAAGAACUACAUGCUCCUCAUCAAGCCCAAGGAUGAUCUCCGCACAGACCAGCGCCUCAUGGAGUUCAACAGCAUGAUCAACCGGUCCCUCAAACGCGACGCCGAGUCCAGCCGGAGACAGCUGUAUAUUCGCACGUACGCCGUGACGCCGCUGAAUGAAGAGUGCGGUAUCAUCGAAUGGGUCCCCGGGAUCAAGACGAUCCGCGACAUCCUGCUGAACCUGUACUCGUCACGCAAGAUCUAUCCAGACUACAUGACGCUGAAGCAGCUCAUGGAGGAGGCGUCCGUGUCGGAGAGCCGGAUCCGGAUCUUCACCGACGACGUCAUGGGGAGGUUCCCGCCUGUGCUCCAGCUGUGGUUCAUGCAUCAGUUCCCCAAUCCGGCGGCGUGGUUCGCGGCGCGGCUGCGGUACACGAGGUCGUGCGCGGUCAUGUCGAUGGUGGGGACAAUCCUGGGGCUGGGCGACCGGCACGGCGAGAAUGUCAACCUGGAGGAGGGUAACGGCGGUGUCUUCCACGUCGACUUCAACUGCCUGUUCGACAAGGGCCUCACAUUCGCCAAACCGGAGCGCGUGCCGUUCCGGCUGACGAACAACAUGGUGGCGGCCAUGGGCGUGCACGGCUACGAGGGCCCAUUCCGCAAGUCGUCGGAGCUGACGUUGAGCAUCCUGCGGCAGCAGGAGGAGACGCUCAUGACCAUCCUCGAGUCCUUCAUCUACGACCCCACGCUGGACCUGCAAAAGGACAAGAGGGCCUCGCGUAAGGCCGAUAGCAGUGGCGUCAAGCUGCAGCCGCAGAGCGUCGUGGACAGCAUCAAGAGAAAAGUGUCUGGCCUGCUGCCUAAUGAGACCAUUCCCCUCGGCGUCGAGGGCCAGGUGGACGAGCUCAUCAAGCAGGCGGUGGAUCCGAGGAACCUGACGGCCAUGUAUAUCGGAUGGUGUCCAUUUCUGUAA